Diceros bicornis minor is the source of this 2585-nucleotide messenger RNA. It is a transcript of the gene ATRIP, whose product is annotated as ATR interacting protein. The transcript has 14 exons. The record is from RefSeq and is a predicted model, not a curated record. Gene Ontology annotation, biological process: DNA damage checkpoint signaling; DNA repair. Lineage: Eukaryota; Metazoa; Chordata; Mammalia; Perissodactyla; Rhinocerotidae. Bases 77 to 2419 code for a protein of 780 amino acids.
GGCGGUUGGUCCAGGUCCUCCGUCUCGCGGCGACCAGGCCGGGCUCGGUGCCUUCGAACAGUGGCUGGCGGCAGGCAUGGCUGGAACCUCCGCGCCGGGUAGCAGGAGGCGGAGCGGGCCCCCGGCGCCUAGCCCUGGCCCGCCACCCAGCACCGGGCACCCUCCGAGCAAGCGGGCCCGGGGCUUCCCCGCGGCCGCCGCCCCAGACCCUGAAGACCCUUUCGGCGCGCACGGGGAUUUCACCGCCGACGAUCUCGAGGAGCUCGACACCCUCGCGUCACAGGCCCUGAGCCAAUGCCCGGCCGCGGCUCGGAACGUGUUCAAUGUUCAUAAGGUCCCCAGAUUAGAUGGGAUGUCAAAAAAUCCUGCAGGGAAAAACAGAGCAAGUGUUCCAGUUAAAGAUAAUUUUGAAUUAGAGGUACUUCAGGCACAAUACAAAGAACUUAAAGAAAAGAUGAAGGCAAUGGAAGACGAAGUCCUCCUUAAAAAUGGAGAAAUUAAAAUUUUGCGGGACUCACUGCAUCAGACAGAAUCCAUUCUAGAGGAACAGAGAAGAUCCCAUUUCCUUCUUGAGCAAGAAAAAACUCAAGCACUCAGUGACAAAGAAAAGGAAUUCUCCAAAAAGCUCCAAUCAUUGCAGUCUGAACUCCAGUUUAAAGAUGCCGAGAUGAAUGAAUUAAGGACAAAGCUUCAAAGCAGUGAACGAGCAAAUAAACUCGCUGCUUCCUCCAUCUCCUAUGUCAGCCCUAGGAAAAGCCCUUCUGUGGUUAUAAAGCCAGAAGCGUGUUCUCCACAAUUUGGAAAACCAUCUUUCCCUACGAAGGAGUCUUUUAGUGCUAGCAUGUCCCUUCCCCACCCCUGCCAGACAGAGCCAGGACACAAGUCCCUGGUAGGCAGAGAGGAGAAUAAGACCCACAGUCUGGGAAGUGACCCCAUAAAGCAAGAAGAGUCCCAGAAAAGUCUUGUUGACAGCUGUAUGCAUUCAUUGAACACUCAAGGUUCCAUUUUGAUAAACCUUCUCCUGAAGCAGCCUUUGGUCCCAGGGUCAUCCCUGGGUCUGUGCCACCUCCUGAGCAGUUUUUCUGAGGCUCCUACCAGCACCCUGUUGCAGCCACCAGCGUUUGGCAGUACCUUGACUGGGAUGUCAAGCCUGAGGACCACAGGUUCUCGUGAUGGGUCAUUUCCCCUGUCGGCCCUGAGAGAAGCACAGAACCUGGCACUUACUGGACUGAAUCUGGUUGCCAGGAAUGAAGGCUCAUGUGACAGAGACCCAGCAGAGGGAGGCAGAAGGGCCUUCCCGCUCUGCCAGCUUCCUGGAGCUGUGCAUCUCCUCCCCCUGGUACAGUUCUUUAUCAGCUUACACUGCCAGGCUCUGCAGGAUUUGGCAGCAACCAAGAGAAGCGGAGCACCUGGGGACUCACCAACACAUUCCUCCUGUGUGAGCUCUGUGGUAGAUGCCAGCCCCGAGGACUCAGUUUGCAACCUGGAAAGCUUCUCUGUGGCUUCACUUAGCAUUCUUCAGCACCUGGUAUGCCACAGCGGAGCAGUCGUCUGCCUGUUACUGUCAGGAGAGGGGGCAGAUUCUGCUACUAGGGAAGGAAACCAGAGCGUGGUUCACAGACGUGGUCAUAGGGAUGUGACCUCAGCCCCAUGGGGGCUUGCCGAUGACCAAGGCCAGCAUCCACUGUUGAAGACGCUUCUUCACCUGUUGGCUUUCUCUUCUGCAGCAACAGGUCACCUUCAAGCCAGUGUCCUCAACCAGUGCCUUAAGGUUUUGGUGAAAUUAGCUGAAAACGCUUCCUUUGAUUUCUUACCCAGAUUCCAGUGUGUGUUCCGGGUGCUGCCACAGUGCCUCAGCCCAGAGACACCCCUGCCUGGUGUGCUGCUGACUGUGGAGCUCCUUUCCCUCCUGGUGGACCAUGAGAAGCUCGUGCCUCAGCUCUGCUCCCACUCAGAAGGCUGCCUCCUACUGCUGCUAUACAUGUACAUCACGUCAAGGCCUGACAAAGUGGCUUCGGAGACACAGUGGCUUCAACUGGAACAAGAGGCUGUGUGGCUCCUGGCUAAGCUUGGUGUGCAGAGCCCCUCCUCCCCGGUCACUGGCUCCAACUGCCAGUGCAACGUGGAGGUGGUGAGAGCGCUCACGGUGAUGCUGCACAGACAGUGGCUGACAGUGCGGAGGGCAGGGGGGCCCCCAAGGACUGACCAGCAGAAGCGGACAGUGCGGUGUCUGCGGGACACGGUGCUGCUGCUGCACAGCCUGUCCCAGAAGGACAAGCUCUUUAGUGUGCACUGUGUGGAGGUCCUGCAUCAGUAUGACCAGGUGAUGCCAGGGGUCAGCACGCUGAUUCGAGGGCUUCCUGACGUGACAGACUGUGAAGUAGCUGAGGGAGCAAGGCCUGGGCGUGGAAGGGACUGAGGCCGCCCUGGAUGACCUCUGUGCCGCUGAGCCCGAUGUGGAUGAUCCCGAGAUGGACUGUGGUUGAGGCCUGUGAGCAUCGAGCCACAUGGUGGCACCAGCACCACUACUCUCCUCACCUUGUCAACUGAUUAAAAGCAGUGACCGGCUGUUUGAGAACAGGCCA